AUGGACGAAUUGCAAUUGCAUGUCGACACCGUCAACACCUUGAAACUCGAAGGCAACGACCUUUAUAAGAAACAGGACUUCACUGCGGCGUCCCAAAAAUAUACAGAAGCGAUAAACGCGUGCAAGGACAACAAGACUUUGGCUAUUUUGCACAGCAACCGCGCUGCAGUGUCUACAAAACUGAAUGACUACCUGCAUGCCAUAAUCGACGGCCAAACAGCCACGAAAGCCGACCCAGACUACAUGAAGGGGUACAUUCGUACGGGUACCGCAGCUAGCGCAGUUGGAAUGUGGGAUGUGUCGCUUCGCUCGUGGAGGAUGGCCUUGGGGCUAAUUACCGACUCUGACCCACUGCUGAAAGUUAUGUGUAAGGCCCAUAUCGAUGCGGCAGAGGCAGCCCAAACGAAGCGUCAGAAGGAAAUCUCGCGUGUCACCUACAAGCCUGGCUCUCGAGCAGGACAAGUUAUGCCAUGGGUGCGGGCCAAGAGGUUGUGGGAGCAAAACCGAUUGCCGUUGCAGAGCAGUGGAAACGUCAUUCUCCGAGCAACCGUGGCGUUUGAAGCAGCAUUAACGGAUUUGAAGCGGCUAAACAUGAAAGGUCGCAUGAUCAUUUCUGCAGAAAAAAAAGUCUUGGAGAAGCUAACCAACGCGGUCUUGUGCGAUCAACGGGUCUUUCAUGUUGAAGAUGGUUCCAAUUUCUUUCGCAAUAUGCAACAGCAGAUCAUCGCGGAAAUGACAGGAUUUAAUGGCUGGCCGGAUAGCACACCUGUAGAGCUGAUGAAACAGAUCCCCAAAAGGUUACGCGCGUCUGAUUGGGAUACGGUUCGCCCUGCGGUGGCCAUAACUAUUCGAGCCUGGAUUUGGCGGGCAUAUAUGGAAGCCAACAUGGGCGGGGCGGGCACGGCAGACCAGUUCUAUAAGUGGGUCAUUGACAUGCUUGAAUGGGGACUCCGUACUUAUGCUAAUGUCCCGACCGAAGACCGCGGGGCCAUUUUCGCGACAACAUUUCUACGGGCUGUUCGUAACCUCCGACUCGACAAUUUAAUCGGACUGUACGGCGACAAAGGCGCCAAGUGCAGCUACACUCUCGACGACAUCGUCGAGCUCGCACGUGAUCUCAAAAGCGAGACAGAAGCCAGCGAAGGAGAGAUGCCGUCUGAAGGCAAGGGCUUUUUCGACGCCUUUUGGACCUACCCCUUGGCCAGCGCCAUCUCUGUAAUAGGCUGGUACCAUAUGGAGCGUGGCCACGAACACGUCUCGCGCGCAGAAAGAGCGAAGAAUCAAGAUACCGGGCUGGCUAUCUUCGAAGAUGCAGUCACGGAGUACACCCAGUCGGCGCAGUGGUACAUUCAAGCAGCCGAGACAUACCCUCCAGACGACGAAUAUCACCCAUAUCUUUUGGCUGUAGCAUUAGAGGCGUACUGGCGAGGUCACGCCCCGCUCCGUAUUACUAUUCCGCUUGCGCGGCGGGUCCAGGAGGCAACGCCCAAGGCAAUGGAAAUCUGGGAAGCCACAAUGAACUCAGAGAAGUCACGAUCACAGCUGGAGCAAGUCGACCAAUUCCUGAAGCGGUGCGAUGCGGAAAUAGCCAAGGGCAAGUGGACGUUGGACGACUCAUUUGGAGGCGGUUAUGAGCUGCGCCCAAAGACUUGGAAGAUGAGGCAGAAGGAGUAG
Mycena indigotica is the source of this 1674-nucleotide messenger RNA. RefSeq names its product TPR-REGION domain-containing protein. Gene Ontology annotation, cellular component: membrane; TRC complex. The record is from RefSeq and is a predicted model, not a curated record. Gene Ontology annotation, biological process: post-translational protein targeting to endoplasmic reticulum membrane. Gene Ontology annotation, molecular function: molecular adaptor activity; protein binding. The transcript is spliced from 11 exons. NCBI's taxonomy places the organism in Eukaryota, Fungi, Basidiomycota, Agaricomycetes, Agaricales, Mycenaceae. Bases 1 to 1674 code for a protein of 557 amino acids.